GUCGUUCCCAACCUACAUGUACGUACAUAACCAUAGCGAUGUCACCGAUUAGAUCUUACAUCAAUCCAGGAGUGGGCCUGUUGCCCACCCAACCACCAAAGUUAGCAAUCAACGUGCUUGACUUAUUCUCACUCAAGGGGAAAGUAGCCACCGUUACUGGCUCGUCCCAGGGGAUAGGUUUAGCUGUAGCUGAAGCGUUUGCCCAGGCAGGGGCCGACAUUGCCAUCUGGUAUAACUCGAAUGCUGACGCUGUUGCCAAAGCAGAUGAAUUCGCCAAGAAAUAUGGUGUUCGUGCCAAGGCAUACAAAUGCCACAUAGGCGUUGCUGCCGAGGUUGAGAAGGUGAUUGGGGAAAUUGAGCAUGAUUUCGGCACAAUUGAUAUCUUUGUCGCCAAUGCUGGUAUUACCUGGACACAAGGUCCUGUUCUUGAUGUUGACGGGUACGAUACUUGGCAAGAAUUGAUUGAUUUGAAUUACAGUGGUGUUUAUUACUGUGCUCAUGCAGUGGGGAAAAUCUUUAGAAAAAACGGCAAGGGAUCCUUGAUCUUCACCAGUUCAAUUUCCGCCAGCAUUGUUAAUGUACCUCAAUCACAGACGCCGUAUAAUGUCACCAAGGCUGCGGUUAAGCAUUUGGCAAAAUCGCUUGCUGUUGAAUGGGCGCCUUUUGCAAGAGUGAAUACUGUUUCUCCAGGUUAUAUUAUUACUAGCAUUACUGAUUUCGUCGAUCCCGAAACGAGAGAAAAAUGGUGGCAGUUUACUCCUAUGGGCAGAGAGGGAAUUACCCAAGAAGUUGUUGGUGCAUUCUUAUACUUGGCAUCUGAUGCAUCCACAUAUACUACUGGUAGUGACAUUGUUGUUGACGGUGGAUAUACUUGUCCUUAGGUUAGAACAUACAUAUAUAGUCAUCCUGCAUGUAAAAUCAUUCGAUAAUUGUCCGUUGGACCGUAUCUAAAAAAGAUGAGUCGUGUGGAAACCAGCAGGAUAUCAAGUUAUCGCCGCUUUCCACCACCCCUCUUUAAAAUCAAAAUCAGACAGCCUCAUGAGACUUAUCACCGUAGAGACUAUAGUAUACAUAGAAACCUAAAUGAUAAAUCGAU
Molecule: messenger RNA, 1096 nt
Organism: Spathaspora passalidarum NRRL Y-27907
Lineage: Eukaryota; Fungi; Ascomycota; Pichiomycetes; Serinales; Debaryomycetaceae
Product: SDR family oxidoreductase
Exons: 1
Coding region: 39-881 (280 amino acids)
Cellular component (GO): intracellular anatomical structure
Molecular function (GO): oxidoreductase activity, acting on NAD(P)H, oxygen as acceptor
Source: RefSeq, a predicted model, not a curated record